Messenger RNA from Caenorhabditis remanei, 420 nucleotides. RefSeq lists its product as uncharacterized. The transcript has 3 exons. The record is from RefSeq and is a predicted model, not a curated record. NCBI's taxonomy places the organism in Eukaryota, Metazoa, Nematoda, Chromadorea, Rhabditida, Rhabditidae. The coding region runs from base 1 to 420 and encodes 139 amino acids.
AUGGGUCACUAUCAUCAUAUUCUUCUACUUAUUAUCGGAUUACGAGUGACGAUUGAAGUACGAGGAAACACAACAAUAGAAGGAAAUACAAAUAACUCAUCUCGUGUCCGCGAUUACAUCGACCCUCCGUACCCAUCUUCUUUGAUUCAAAACCCAAAUGUUCGCACCAAACCACUCGUUAGACCUCGAAAAGAUGACGACUGCUCGGAUGAGAUUUUGAGAAAAGUAAUGAAUGAGCAUAUAAGUGAUGAAGGAAUGACGGAAUCAAAGAGAGCGAUCCAUGCAGCUGCUCGGCGAGAUUUUGAGGGAACUUGGAGUGUCAUCUGUGCUCCGUGUGCAUUCUCGUAUUUGGCUCAUGCUCAAGAGUUUUGUAUUCAUUCGAGACAUGGGAUCACUUGUCUUUUGUAUAGAGAUGGAUAA